Messenger RNA from Ictalurus punctatus (channel catfish), 3357 nucleotides. RefSeq names its product potassium inwardly rectifying channel subfamily J member 8 (gene kcnj8). The record is from RefSeq and is a predicted model, not a curated record. Gene Ontology annotation, cellular component: plasma membrane. Lineage: Eukaryota; Metazoa; Chordata; Actinopteri; Siluriformes; Ictaluridae. Bases 736 to 1986 code for a protein of 416 amino acids. The transcript is spliced from 2 exons. Gene Ontology annotation, biological process: potassium ion import across plasma membrane; regulation of monoatomic ion transmembrane transport. Gene Ontology annotation, molecular function: ATP-activated inward rectifier potassium channel activity.
AAUGCACAAGCCUAGGAAAGGCAAGAGUGCCUUAUGUCGCCCCCUGCAGGCCACAUUUAGAAGUGAUUUACAUUGCAACUUUUCUGUCACCUAUUGAAACAACGCAAUAACUUUGGUCCUUUUUUUGUAUAAGUGGAAUUGUACAACGCUGACAUUUUGGAUACUAGUCCUCACUGUGUAAUUACAGGAGAAAUGCAUAUGCAUAUAUGCAUGUUGUUUGUUGUUGUUGUUGUUGUUGUUGUUUUUUCCACAAAGUUUGGGGAGGAUUUUGCAGGGUAUAAUCGGGCAUUUACAGUCGUUACAGGAUAAGAGAGCGCUGAAUCUGUUUGCUGUGUUGCUGUAGAGGCUUUCGCGGAGUACGCGGGGCAGUGACCGCCCCUGAGAUGUACGUCAACUGGAGCUGGACUUGGAGCAGCAGCUUCUCUGGAGUGUGUGUGGCGAGCAGUGAAACUUUUUGCACGCAUCCCCUUUAGCGUCUCAAAAACAACAACAACAACAAAGAAAAAAAACGUUUCGGUGCGUAGCUUUCGGACAGAUGCAAAACAUUACAACACAUCUGCCGGGUUAAACAGCUGGGCUGUAAGACAACGGCGUGCUAGAGCGCGCGCGCUGGUUAGAGCUGUGCGUGUGCGCGUGUGUGUUUCUAGUUUCUUCCUUUCUUUUCUUUUCUUUUUUUUUUCCUGAAUUGAAUGCACGGAUAUCGCCUGUUCGUGGGCGGUAACGUGCAGAAUAGCGAUGCUGGCGAGAAAAAGUAUCAUUCCCGAGGAGUUCGCGCUACCCGCGCUGGCCUCGCGCGCCCCACGGAAGCCGGUGUUCAGGGACCGCGUGAACAAGGCGCGCUUCAUUGCCAAGAGCGGCGCGUGCAACCUGGCGCACAAGAACAUCCGCGAGCAGGGCCGCUUCCUGCAGGACGUCUUCACCACGCUCGUGGACCUCAAGUGGCGCUUCACGCUUGUCAUCUUCACCAUGACCUUCCUGUGCAGCUGGCUGCUGUUCGCCAUGGCCUGGUGGCUCGUUGCGUUCGGGCACGGAGACCUGGAUCCCACGCGCCAGGCCGGCAUCGAGCAGUGCGUCACCAACGUCAAGUCCUUCACUUCAGCCUUCCUGUUCUCCAUCGAGGUGCAGGUGACUAUAGGCUUCGGUGGCCGGAUGAUCACUGAGCAGUGUCCGACAGCCAUUACGGUGCUGAUCCUGCAGAACAUUGCCGGGCUCAUCAUCAAUGCCGUCAUGCUGGGCUGCAUCUUCAUGAAGACGGCGCAGUCACACAGACGUGCUGAGACGCUCAUCUUCAGCCGGCAGGCUUGCAUCGCCGUGCGCAACAGCCGUCUGUGCUUCAUGAUCCGCGUGGGUGACUUGCGCAAGAGCAUGAUCAUCAAUGCGGCUGUGCGCCUCCAGGUGGUGCGCAAGACCACCACGCCUGAGGGAGAGGUCAUCCCUAUACACCAGAUCGACAUCCAGAGUGAGAGCGCCGGGGCCAGCAACAGUAUUUUCCUCCUUGCACCACUAAUCAUUUGCCAUGUCAUUGAUAAAGACAGUCCACUCUAUGACCUGUCAGCCAUGGAGUUGCAGUGCAGUGACCUGGAAGUGAUUGUCAUCCUUGAGGGUGUUGUGGAGACCACAGGUAUCACCACACAGGCACGCACUUCUUACGUGACUGAGGAGAUCCAGUGGGGCCACCGCUUCGUCCCCAUCGUGACUGAAGAGGAGGGGGUUUACUCUGUGGACUACUCCAAGUUUGGGAAUACAGUGAAGGUGGCGACGCCGCGCUGCAGCGCCCGUGAGCUCGACGAGAAGCCGUCCAUCCUCAUACAGACCAUGCAGAAGAGCGAGCUGUCGCACCAGAACUCUCUGCGCAAGAGGAACUCGAUGCGCCGCAACAACUCCAUGCGCAAGAGCAACUCCAUGCAGCGCAACAACCUGUCACUAGCUGUACCCAAAGUGCAGUUCUUCACACCUGAAGGGGGGCAGAAUGUCGCUGUCACAUGACACGCACGAGACCAUCAUCUGGAUUAUAAAAGGUUCAGGGAUGCUCUAUUCCUGUCUUGCUCCAUUAGACCUCUUCCUGUUGCUCUGUCGAACUCUACCGCUUCUGCUGUAAAGCGGCAGCAAGUGCUGAUCUGCUUUCUUCCUUUCCUGUUUUGCACGAAUGAAUUUAAAAAACACUUAUUAAAAAACAACAUAACGUUUGAGAGUGAGAAAGAGGAAUGCGUUGUGUCUCGUACUACACGGCUAUUUCUUUUCAUAAGAGCACUAUUUCACUGUCCUGUAUUAUUGUACUGUUGUAUUGGAACCUGUAAUAUUGUCACUGAGCUUGUACACACUUUAUUUGAGAAAUGUAAUUCAUGUUCUGUGUAGAAAUUAGAAAUUUAAUUUGAAAUGUUCAAUAAAGCAGUUUGCCCUGCUUGUUGAUUUCAAUUCACGAUAAUGUAUUUUCUACUUUUAACUGCUUUAUCUUCUGAUUUAGCUUGCAUAUUAGUGUUGAUUAGCAAUUUUUUUUUUGUCCCUUGCCAUUUUGAACAACAAUCAUUUUAAACAUUUAAAAAAUAAAAACACAAUAGACUGAAAGAUUUUGUUCUGCCGCUAGGGGGCGAUGUUGCAUCAACCUUCAUCUCAGCCCACUAUACACUAUAUGGCCAAAAGUUUGUAGACACCUGACCAUCACACGUAUAUGUGUUACCACAAAGUGGGAUGUACCCGAUAGUAUAAUGUCUUUUCCAUGACAUAGGUAGAAAUUACUGUACGUUUCAGACAGAAGCAGGAACAGUACUGCUACAUAAAUGUUGUUUGAAAAGCCUCUGGUUCAAACGCUGUUUAACUUGUGGUCUCUCAGGUUACAGUUGUGAACAGGUAGAUGCUUAAUCGCCAAUGUAUUUGUUAAAGAGAUAUGAUAUCAAUUAUGACUGUUUCAGCUUUAUGAUGAUGCUUGAAAUACAGUUUUGUUAGUUAUGUUAGAACUCGGUUGUAGCUACAGGAUUUGAGGUUUGAAUCCCGCCUCUGCCCUGUGCAUGCAGAGUUUGCUGUGAUGUGGGGGGUUUCCUCCGGGUACUCCGGUUUCCUCCCCCGGUCCAAAGAUAUGUAACCUGAUUGGUAAUUUCCAAAUCCUUAGUAUACGAUUGUGCCCUGCGAUGAGUUGGCAUCCUGUCCAGGGUGUCCCGCUUUUUGUGCCACGAGUUCUUUAGGAUAGACUCCAGGCUCCCCUGACACCCUGUGUAUGAUAAGCGGUAUGGAAAAUGGAUGGAUGAUUAAAAAAAGGAUGUAAUGGCGAUGUUCCAAUGCAGGCAAACGUGCCUGUGAUCUAAUUGUUAUCCUCAUGUGUGACAGUUUGAACAGCAAAAAAAAUAAAUAAAAUAAAAAUCA